Molecule: messenger RNA, 1884 nt
Organism: Haliotis rubra (blacklip abalone)
Lineage: Eukaryota; Metazoa; Mollusca; Gastropoda; Lepetellida; Haliotidae
Product: proline-rich protein 36-like
Exons: 4
Coding region: 1-1884 (627 amino acids)
Source: RefSeq, a predicted model, not a curated record
AUGCCUCCAAGCCUCCAAGUCUCCAUGCCACCAAGCCUCCAAGCCUCCAUGUCCAUGCCUCCAAGCCUCCAAGUCUCCAUGCCCCCCAAGCCUCCAUGCCUCCAAGCCUUCCAAGCCUCCAAAUCCCCAUGCCUCCAAGUCUCUGCCUCCAAUCCUCCAGGCCACAAAUCUCCAAGCCUCAAGUCUCGCCUCCAUGCCUUCCAAGCCUCCAAGCCUCCAACCUCCAAGCAUCCAAGUCUCCAUGCCUCCAAGUCUCCCCGGCCUCCAAGUCUUCCAGGCCUCCAUGUCCCCAAGCCUCCAUGCCAUGCCUCCAUGUCUCCAUGCCUCCAUGCCUCCAAGCCUCCAUGCCACAAGUCUCCAAGCCUCCAAGUCCCCAUGCCUCAUGCCUCUGAAGGCCUCCAGGUCCCCAUGCCUCCAAGCCUCAGUGUCCAUGCCUCCAAGCCCCCAUGUCUCCAAGCCUCCAGGGCCUCCAUGCCUGGCCUCCAGCCUCAUGCCUCCAGUGUCCUCCGUGUCCAUGGCUCCAAGGCCUCCAAUCUCCCCAUGCCUCCGGCCUCUCGCCUCCAUGCCUCCAUGCCUCCAAGCCUCCAAGGCCUCCGGCUCCUCAUGGCCUCAUGUGCCUCCAGGCCCAUGCCUCCAAGCCUCCAGGCCUCCAUGUCCCCAUGCCUCGAAGCUCGGUCCAUGCCUCCCCAUGGCCUCCGGUCCCCAUGUCCCAUGCCCUCAAGCCUCCUUGCCUCCAUGCCUCCGGCCUCCAGGCCUCCAGGUCUCCAGGCCUCCAUGGUCCCCAUAUGCCUCCAUGCCUCCAAGCCUCCAUGUCCCCGUGCCUCCAAGGCCUCCGGCCUCCAUGCCCUUGUGGCCUCCGGCCUCCAGGUCCAUGCCUGCCUCCAAGUCCCUCCUGCCUCCGGCCUCCAUGCCUCCUCCAUGCCUCCGGCCUCCAUGUCCCCAUGCCUCCAAGCCUCUCGGUGUCCCAUGCCUCCUAAGCCUCCGUUCCAUGCCUCCCAUGCCUCCGUGUCCGUGCCUCCGGCCUCCAUGCCUCCUCAUGCCUCCAAGCCUCCGGCCUCCAAUGUCCCCAUGCCUCCGGCCUCCAAGUCCCCAUGCCUCCAUGCCUCCAUGUCCCCAUGCCAGGCCUCCCGGCCUCCGGUCCGGGUGCCUCCAUGCCUCCAGGGGUGCCCGUGCCUCCAAGCCUCCGGCCAUGGCCCCAUGCCUCCAUGCCUCCAUGCCUCCAUGCCUCCGUGCCUCCGGUCUCCAAGCCUCCAAGUCUCCAUGCCUCAAGUCUCCAUGCCUCCAAGCCUCCGUGUCCUCGUGCCUCCAGGCCUCCAAGCCUCCAUGCCUCAAGUCUCCUGGCCUCCAGGCCUCCAAGCCUCAGGGUCUCCGGCCUCCAGGUCCCCAUGCCUGCAAAUGUCCAGGCCUCUCAUGCCUCCCAUGCCUCCAAGGCCUCCAUGUCCCCAUGCCUCCAAGCCUCCAAAGUCUCCUGCCUCCAAGCCUCCAGAGUCCCCAUGCCUCCAAGCCUCCCCUCCAAGCCUCAGGUGUCCCCAUGGCUCCAAGUCUCCAAGCCUCCGGCCUCCUCCAAUGCCACCAAGCCUCCGUGUCCCCAUGGCUCCAAGCCUCCAUGUCCCCAUGCCUCCAGGCCUCCAGUGUCCCCAUGGCUCCAAGGCCUCCACCUCCAUGCCUCCAAGCCUCCAAGUCUCCAUGCCUCCUAAGCCCCCUGCCACAAGUCUCCAGCCUCCAUGUCCCCAUGCCUGCAAACUGAAGCCUCCAAAUCUCCAUGCCUCCAGUCCAUCCAAGCCUCCAUGCCUUCCAAGCCUCCAAGCCUCCAAUCCCAUGCCUCCAAGUCUCCUGCCUCCAAGCCUCCAAGCCUCCUGUGCCCCAAGUCUCCAAGCCUCUUAA